AUGCUUCGUUGGGUAAACAAGCUUCACCGAAGAAUAAUAGUGGAAAAAUCGGCAUGUGAGGUGGCUUCGAUGUUAUUUGUAAAUGUUUCUUGCGUUAAAAAGUUCCCAUUUUCUACUAUGCACGCACCUGGUACAUCUGUUGUUGCGGAACAAAAUUAUGAGAACGCUGUGACCUCGUUGAACUCAUUACAAUCGAACUUCAGCGUGCUCCAAACAUCUGUUCUCCGGAAGCAUAAGGAUGACGGCAGGCAUAUCAACGAUACGAUAAAAUAUUUAGACCGCGUUGGGAUAUCAUUGGAGCGUUUAGAUACAUUGCCAGCGAUACAUGUGUCCGGGACCAAGGGCAAGGGCUCAACUUGUGCAAUGAUUGAAUCUAUUUUGAGGUCAAACGGUUAUCGUACCGGAUUUUUUAGUUCACCGCACUUAGUGUCCGUUACGGAACGAGUUCGUCUUAAUGGAAUGCCUAUCUCAACUGAUAAAUUUACUGCACACUUUUGGAGAAUCUACAAUCAACUGAAGGCGGCACAAGAGUGUAACAAAGAUAUGCCAUCAUAUUUUUGUUUUCUAACAAUUCUUGCAUUUGACAUCUUUCUACGGGAAGCCUUGGACGUUUGUGUUAUAGAGGUUGGCAUUGGUGGAAGAUACGACUGUACGAAUGUGUUACGGAAGACUAGUACGGUAGGAAUAACUUCACUUGGUUUGGAGCAUACAAAUCUGCUGGGCAACACUUUGGAAGAAAUCGCCUGGCAAAAGGCUGGCAUUAUAAAACCGGGCUCGGACGUGUUUACAGUUCUUCAACCUGCGCAAUGCAUCGGAGUUAUUGAGCAAGAAUGUCGUCGAUCACAGGCCAAUCUUCGCAUAGUACCAGCAACAUUGCAAGAAUACUGCUGGGCAAAUAAGCCUUCACUGCUGGAGGAAACUUGCAACAUCAUCGGAAUGAAUACUUCGUUAGCAAUUCAGGUAGCAACAAAUUGGAUGCACAAAAAGCAUGCCGAUUUGGCGCAGAAUACCGCACCAUUGUUCUUAACAGAGAAAACCAUUCAUGGCAUUAACAGUUGCUUUUGGCCCGGCCGGCUUCAGCGAAUACCAUAUGAUUCCAGAAAAACGCUUUAUCUCGAUAGUGCACAUACCCUGGAAAGUAUGGAAGUAUGCGGCCGUUGGUUUAAUGAGAAAUCGAAUUGUGAACACAAUCGGCUGUUGAUUUUUAACACAACCGGAGACCGAGAUUCGUCCAAGUUACUAUCUGCUCUCUUAUCUGUAACAAAAUUCGACGCAGCGUUUUUCGUUCCCAACGUAGCUCGCCGUGGAACAACUCGAGCUGAUGCCAUAAACCACAAUUUUCCACUCGAGAAUCAAAUGCAUCGUUGUAGAGAAAACUAUGUGUAUUGGACAGAAGAGAGGAAACACAUGGGCGGCUUUGUACAUGAAUCAAUCGAAUCUGUCUUUACACAAAUUGAUCAAGAAUUUACCCGGGAGUUAGCAAUGUGUGAUAUUUUAAUUACUGGUUCAGUACAUUUAAUAGGAGCUGUAAUGACAGCACUAAAACUAGAACGCUAUGCUUAUGCAUCUCCUACUAAAUGA
Anopheles maculipalpis is the source of this 1581-nucleotide messenger RNA. RefSeq names its product folylpolyglutamate synthase, mitochondrial-like. Gene Ontology annotation, biological process: tetrahydrofolylpolyglutamate biosynthetic process. Bases 1 to 1581 code for a protein of 526 amino acids. Gene Ontology annotation, cellular component: mitochondrion; cytoplasm; cytosol. Gene Ontology annotation, molecular function: ATP binding; tetrahydrofolylpolyglutamate synthase activity. Lineage: Eukaryota; Metazoa; Arthropoda; Insecta; Diptera; Culicidae. The transcript is spliced from 5 exons. The record is from RefSeq and is a predicted model, not a curated record.